Molecule: messenger RNA, 1655 nt
Organism: Pecten maximus
Lineage: Eukaryota; Metazoa; Mollusca; Bivalvia; Pectinida; Pectinidae
Product: protein ANTAGONIST OF LIKE HETEROCHROMATIN PROTEIN 1-like
Exons: 3
Coding region: 91-1224 (377 amino acids)
Source: RefSeq, a predicted model, not a curated record
UUGAGUAGAGUGACGUAAAAUUCUAUUUAUAGCUGCAAACUCGAGAGUUGUGAACUGAACGCGUUACUCUCGUUUUGAGAGUAAACAAAGAUGGCUGCCCCCAUAAACCAACGCUACCUGAUGUUGCUGGGUACUUACCUAUGCGAAUUAUUAGACGAUGACAUUGACGAUGCAUAUUAUCUUUUGCUACAGAAGAUUAUUGGUCAUGGUAGGAGACAAAAUGUUCCGCGUAUAAGUGGAUAUAUUGAAGAAACAUUGCCACGUUUCCUUUCGGAAGACUACAGGACACACUUUCGUGUAUCAAAAGAAAUGUACGAGAAAAUGUUAGCGGAGAUCAUGGAUUCUUUAACUUUUGUUCAUCGAGGAGGCCAUGACCAGAUAACACCAGCAAAACAAUUAUUCGUUUUUUUAUGUUACAUGGCCAACACAGAAAGUAUGAGGGAGAUAGGGCAAUACUUCGGAAUUGGGAAAUCGACCGUACACAUCACAUUGGAGCGUGUUACUGAGGCUGUCAUCGACCAUUUUUUAAAGGUGAUCAAAUGGCCUGAUUUUCCCACUCAGCUCCAAAUUGCCCAGGACAUCCAUCUACGGUAUGGUCUACCAGAUAUUGUAGGGUAUCUUGAUGGUACACAUAUAAGAUUAUCUGGCUGCCCCAAAGGAGACAAAGAUUACAUAAACAGGAAAUCCUACCCCUCAAUACAACUGCAGGUUGUGGUGGAUCAGGAUCUGUUAAUAACUAACUGUUACACAGGAUGGGCUGGAUGCGCCCAUGAUGCUCGAGUUCUGAGAAAUUCCAGUCUAUAUGAGAAAGCAGAAGCGGGGGGAUACAUUAUUCCAGGCAAAGUCAUAGUAGCGGACAGUGCUUACCCACUUAAGGACUGGCUAGUGACACCAUUUAAGGACAACGGUCAUCUCAACCACAAUCAGCGCAGAUUUAAUCGCAUCCUUUCCUCUGGGCGCCAGAUAGUUGAGAGGGCAAUUGGUCAUCUCAAGGGCAGAUUUAGGAGACUGCAGGAAAUAAUUGUCCAUGAGCCCAGAUUGAUUGUGUCACUGAUCACAUGUGGGUGUAUUAUGCACAAUCUGUGUAUUCUCAGCCAUGAGAAUUUAGAUACCUAUAUGAACUAUGAUGAUGAUAAUAAUCAUCCGAACAAUUUUCCAAACAUUUUUCAGAAUGAUGUUGGUGGCGUAGCUAGGAGACAAAUACUUAUGAAUGCCAUGAACUAGGAUUUAUAGCAGAUGCGAUACCCAGAAUAAUGAAUUCUAGUUUUAAGGAAGAAUGCAGGCAAACAUAUUUUAUUCUGGGCAUCUCAAUUUAACAUUGCUUUUUUCAGACAUUGGUUAUAUAUUGAGAAGCACUGGUAGGAUCAUAAGUUUUUUAUUGUAUCUCAUUUUAAAAUUACCCAUGGUCUUUAGCUGUAUUUUUACAAUUUGGGACUGGUCAAAAGCACUAAAUGGGUGCCAAAUUGCAAGCACCCACAUUCAAUUAAAACAUGAAAAUUUGUUUUGAUAUAUCAGAUUCUUGUUAUGACUACUUCUUGAGAAGUGCUCUCAGAAUAAAAUUGAUCAAAUUAUAAAACAUCUUCUUUCCUUUUUAUAAUGAAGAUCUAUAUUUUCACAUGUACGUAAUUCUAUGGAUGGCACCCUAGAAAACAUGG